CAGAUAUAUUUUUUCUUCAUUCGGUCAGCGACCGUUCGUGUAGUAACAUAGUAGACCGCGCGCGUACGUGCUCUUGCGGGGGAAGCAUUUUCCUUCCUUUUUCCGACGCGAGCGAAAGAGGGUGGCGGUCUGUAAGUGUGUGAAGCACCGUGUUUUGUUCCGCGCGCGUUAUUCCAGUAUCGGUGCAAGUGAGUUUCGCCGUUCCUGACCGGUUCCUGUUCAACUUCCGGAAUUCCGAUGCUCUUUCUGGAAAUGUGCAUCGUGAAGAUAGCUAUCCUUGGGUGAAAAGUUUAAUCAAAGCAAACCGAGAUCCGUGUAUCCUGCCGAAUCUGUCAGUGCAGCAACGUGGUGCAUUCUCGUCGAGAUCCUAACCUUUUGGAUUGCGUUUGUUUUGGCUUUCUUAGCCUCCCAAAAUCAAAAGAGAGCUAACCAAAGUGAUUACGGACGUGUGUGCGAAGCGAAGAGAGUGAAAGUGACAUAACAAAAAAAAACGCAAAAAAAGUAUUUUGUAUCAACAACCAAAGUGAUAAGAGAAACAACGCCGACUUUACUCAACAACAAAAGCAACAAGAGUAGGUGACGUUCACAAGCCAUUGAUGGAUUUUUACUUGUGAUCAAACACACAUCCUGGGAUUAAAUCUGUAAAGCAAUGUGUGUUUGCGUGUGCGUGUGUGCGCGCGCAAUGAUGUGUGUAUAAAUACAUGUACAUGAAUAAAUAAAUGAAUGUAGUGUAAACAACAGAGCAAAGUGUGGUGCAAUCACAAGAUAAAUCGUUGAAUAACAAAUGAGGAAGAAAAUAUAAUGAUUGAUGGAAUGAGAUUAGAGUGAAUCAUUUGUGUAACAGUGCAUUGCGGGAGGAACGGAGAAGAAACUCUCCGGCAAACUAUAGAAACAGCAACAACAACAAAACGAAAAGACAAACUAUCAAACAUUUUGGCAUUGAAAAGCUGCAUCCUAUAAAGUUUCUAACCCGGAAUAAAAACAACCCCUUCAUUCGCAGUAUAGUGCAGUGCAAUCCGUGUCUCUUUCAUCAACUCCCACAAAACAUCAGCUGCGGAAAGUAGUUCACGAAAACAGCUGAAAAUAAAAGAAAUCAAAAUUAACCUAGAAUAAUUAAGUGACGUGCAAAACACGCUCGUGAUCACAAGUGAGAGUGAGAAAAAAAGUAAGCCAGAGCGAGAGAGGGAGGAAAAAAGUUAGUGAAUAAAAAAAGAGGAAAAAAUCUCUCUUCUUCCUGGUUUGUGCAACCGGCCAGAAGAAGAAACAACAACAACAGCAGCAAAAGUGAAGCAACUCAUCUGCGAGCUAUUGUGCUUUUGUGUGUGGUGACUUCAACGCCAGUGUUGAAAGUUAAUCGUGCAUAAAAAGAAAAUAAGUAAUUAUCCUUUUAAAUAAGAAAAUUGAGGCAGAAAGAAGGAGGCGAAAAAAAGAUGCUCAACCAAGUUGAAAAUUGGGAAAAAGAGAAGAAGAAAAUAAUCGAUGUGCUACAAUUAUAAGUGAGAUAAUUCCGUUGUUUUCUUUCUCUCGUCUUCCUAUCUGUCUUUACCACCUCUCUUUUCCCUGCUGCUAAAUUGGAACUGCCACCCGGCCCCACCCACACCCACAAUCGAUCAACGAUCCGGUUUUCUUCCGUGUGCCGUCCCUUCACGUGUGUUGGUUGAACAACACGCGGACGAUACCCCACCGGUUACGAUGGAAACUAGUUACAACGGUGGCACAGGAGAAUUUGACGUAAACAUGUUCGAUCAGUACAUUUACAAGCGCAACGAGUCCAAUCUGGACGUGUCGCUAUCGGUUCCCCACUACAACGGACAGCACGGCCACCAUUACAACAUGAAUGAUCACACCUUCCACACACCUUCGUUUGGUGACGAGGAAUUUGACAUUCCAACAAUGAAUUCACAUCUCCAUCAACAACAGCAGCAGCAGCAGCAACAACAACAACACUCACAUCAAACCCAUCAGAUGGAGCAGCAACAUCAGUAUCAAAUGCACAAUAAUGGUCAACCACCACCCCAUAUGGGAAUGUUAAAUGACCAACAACAGUCACAGCAACAACAACAACAACAACAACAGCAGCAGCAACAACAAUACAAUCAAUGGCAUCAGGAUACACAUUUAAAUCACCACGGCAAUAACUCAUACCCGAUGCCGUCACCCAAUCAGCCCACAUAUCACCAGCUGAGCAGUCCUAGUCCAAGCAACCCGAACGCAACCCUGCACGUGAUGCAGCCACCGCAGCAAUCGCCCCAAAUGCAGCCACAAAUGUCGCCACAGCUGAGCUCUGGCGGUCCCCCCGGCGGAUAUCUGGGCCGGUCCCCACCGCAGGUCGGUACCCAUCACCACAUGAACAACAACAACAACCACCACCUUCACAAUAAUAACAACAACAACAACGUCGAACCGGGCACGACCAGUGAGGACAGUGACGAUGCGAUUCCGGCCAACACCCUGAAACGGCCCUCACCGGAACCGGUGUACGAAAGUGAGGCGGCCAUCGCCAAAGUGGCGGCGGCAUCGCUGGCGAAAAAGCCCAAAGUGGCCAAGAAGAAAAAGAAACGGGACCCCAACGAGCCGCAAAAACCCGUUUCCGCGUACGCACUGUUCUUCCGGGACACUCAAGCUGCCAUCAAGGGUCAGAAUCCGAACGCGUCCUUUGGCGAGGUGUCCAAAAUUGUCGCCUCGAUGUGGGACGUGUUGGCGACGGAGCACAAAAACGUGUACAAAAAGAAGACGGAAGCUGCCAAAAAAGAGUACUUGAAGGCCCUGGCGGCGUAUCGAGCGAGCUUAGUGUCAAAGGGUACGGAAGGUGACCAACAAUCGUCCCAGCAGCAGCAGCAGCACCAGCAACAGCCAAUGUACUCACCACCCCCACCGCCCCACCAUCAACAGCAGAACAGCCAUCUGGUGAACCACUCGCUGCCCUCGCCCCAGCACGGCCAACCGGUUCCCCAAGUUAGUCCCCACAUGCCGAUGCCCGGCCAGCAGGGUCCGAACCCGGGAGGUUACCACCCACCGCCGUACGCAGCGUCACCGUACAAGUCUCAGACCAUGAUGCAAAUGCAACCGCAACAUCUUCAGCACCACCACAACCAGCAACCGAUGCACCCGGGCCAGCAGUCGCAGGGACCGCCACCACACCACAUGCAGCAGCAAAUGAUGGGCGGUGGCCAGCAGCAACCGCAGAUGAACGGAAUGAUGGCCAUGGGAAUGUCCGGCCCGCAGUCGCACUACAUGAAUCAACAGUAUUCUCUGCACUUUCCAGAUGCACCAGCACGGUCAACAGCAACAACCGCCUCCGCAGCAGCAACACUCGCAGGUCGGUGGCCACUCGAUGCAGCAGCAACAACAACAACCCCAUCAGCAGCAGCAACAUCCGCAACAACAACAACAUCAACCGGGUGGUCCACCGCAGGUUGCUCCGCCACUGUCCGGCAGCCCGCCGCAGCAGCAGCAGAACGGCCAACCGCAGCAAUGUAUCCGGCACGGAUGCCCGAACCCGGCGAUUGUCAAUUCCGACUGGGAGGAUGAGUACUGCAGUAACGAGUGUGUUGUGACGCACUGCCGUGACGUGUUUGGCAACUGGGUUCAGACCAACAACUCGCAACAGCAGACGUACUCAGCUGUGAAGUAAGCGGGUGCAAUCGCAAGAGGCUCCCAUUCAAAGCGUAACUAAUAUAAAUAAUUGCAUAAAUUUAACAAAACUCGUAAUUAAUUGUUACUACUAAAGCAAAAAGAAUACACAAAAUAAACACACUUUUUACAAUGAUACAACUUUUAAACAACUAAAAGAUAACAAAAACCCACACACUAUAAUUGAUAAGGAUAUUCACAAUGAAAAUGAAAAAAUGAAUUGAAUUCAGCAAUCAACUAAUUGUAACAUUCAUGAUGAUAAUGAUGAAGUAGUAACUUUUAAGUAAAUUCAACAAAAGACAGCCAAAAGUUGCAAUUAUGUUCGUUAAACAACAUUCAAGCUCGGCCGAAGACAAAGCAUUAAAAAAACUAACAAACACACAGGAAAAACUCGUUAAGUAAAGCAAUUUCCAACAUGUACGACUGUUUAUCCCGUUUUAACCUCCCAUCGAAGCGCGUUCGCCACUUGUUUCAUAUUAUAGUGUUGUACAUAGUUUCCUAAUAGUUUGAAAGCUUCGCAGCGAGCGCGGGAUUAUUAACGACGAAUCAUCUGUUUGUAUACAAACACUCACACAACCGCGAAGCUGUACAUUGUUAUUCCUCUUCCUAAUUUAUCUCGACCAUGUUGUUUUCAAUGAGUUUGUAAAAUAAAACGGAAAAGAAAUAAUAAAUCACACUAGGCAAAUAAUAAAAUUAAGUAGUUGUCGUUAUAUGAAAAAAGCAAAUAAUUACAUCCUAGAAUAGAGCCACACAAAUGUACACGUGUAAGAAUGAACAAAAAAAAACAAAUGUUUAAAACAACACAGUUUUCAUCAAAACUGAUCAAGUAUUUCAGUACAAGCCAUCCUCAUCACAUUAUCAUCAUUUAUUGUUAAAAACAAAAUCCCAUACAACAAUACCAACUCACACAAACACACAUGUUUAUCGUUCCACAACUGCAAUUCAAUAAAGAAAAACCCAUUCAGCAAAAAAAAAAACCCGAGCAAAUCUCGUCCUUUUUGAGGCAAUGAAGAAUCUACAAAAAGAGAGCCACCGACGGUGGGCGUAAAAAUGAAAAAUGUUCCUUUGCUAUACACACACACACAAACACACGAAGCAGUGAAAUCAACUGAAAAUAAUUGUAAAUGGUGCCAAUCAAUAGACUCUCCUGUUGGUUUGCGUUAUCAAAAAGGAAAGGAAAAAACAAAGAGUUGUUUUUUGGGUAAGCAGACAACAAAUGGCAACAUACAUACUAAAAUAAUAAAAAUACUAUUUUGUAGAAAGUUAAAA
Molecule: messenger RNA, 4902 nt
Organism: Culex quinquefasciatus (southern house mosquito)
Lineage: Eukaryota; Metazoa; Arthropoda; Insecta; Diptera; Culicidae
Product: TOX high mobility group box family member 3
Exons: 12
Coding region: 1693-3531 (612 amino acids)
Biological process (GO): regulation of transcription by RNA polymerase II
Cellular component (GO): nucleus
Molecular function (GO): chromatin DNA binding
Source: RefSeq, a predicted model, not a curated record